Zootoca vivipara (common lizard) is the source of this 4062-nucleotide messenger RNA. Its product is annotated as transmembrane 9 superfamily member 2. Gene Ontology annotation, cellular component: membrane. The record is from RefSeq and is a predicted model, not a curated record. NCBI's taxonomy places the organism in Eukaryota, Metazoa, Chordata, Lepidosauria, Squamata, Lacertidae. Gene Ontology annotation, biological process: protein localization to membrane.
UGCGCGUGCGCUCUCUCCACCCCGGCUGGGCUUCCCUUUCCCCUCAGUACCAAAAGAGCGGUGGUCGCGAGAAAGCCGGCCGGGCCGCGGGAAACAGCCGGAGCCGCCACGAUGAGGAGUAGAGCGCCGCCGCUGCCUCUGCUCGUUCUGCUUCUGGGGGCCCCGGCGUCCCUCUGCGGCGCCUUCUACCUGCCAGGCUUGGCUCCUGUCAGCUUCUGCGAUGAGGGAGGCGAGAAAGCCGGAUGCAAGUCAAAAAUAGAGCUGUUUGUGAACAGACUGGACUCAGUCGAAUCAGUUCUGCCGUAUGAAUAUGAUGCUUUUGACUUUUGUCAAGAUGCAGCAGAAAAAAGGCCUUCAGAAAAUCUUGGACAAGUCUUGUUUGGAGAGCGAAUAGCAUCAUCACCCUACAAGUUUAUAUUUAAGAAAAACCAACAAUGCCAAGUGGCCUGUAUGAAGUCUUAUGACCCAGAGAAUACAAAUGACAAAAACAAGCUGGAAUUCUUGAAGAAAGGAAUGCGGUUGAAUUACCAGCAUCACUGGAUUAUCGAUAACAUGCCAGUGACUUGGUGUUACGAUUUUGGAGAAUUACAUAAAUUCUGUAAUCCAGGAUUUCCAGUUGGAUGCUUCGUGGGUUCAGAUGGCAGAGCUAAAGAUUCCUGCACUGUAAAUUCUGAGUUCAACAAGAAGAACACCUACUAUCUUUUCAACCACGUUGAUAUUACGAUCACGUACCACAGUGCGCAGAAUGAGAACUGGCUCGGAGCUCGCCUGGUUACAGCUCGCCUGGAACCCAAAAGUUAUAAACAAACGGAUAUAAACAAUUUGUCUUGUGAAGGCCCCCCCAUGGAAAUCUCUGCAGAGUUUAACAGCAAGCUGAAUCUGAUUUACAGUUACUCUGUGAAAUUUGAAGAGAACAACAAUAUUAAGUGGGCUUCGAGAUGGGACUACAUCUUGGAAUCCAUGCCCCAUACCAACAUCCAGUGGUUUAGCAUAAUGAAUUCCCUUGUAAUUGUGCUCUUCUUGUCUGGAAUGGUUGCCAUGAUCCUUCUGAGGACUUUGCAUAAAGAUAUUGCAAGAUACAACCAGAUUGACUCCUCAGAGGACGCCCAGGAGGAGUUUGGGUGGAAGCUGGUCCAUGGAGAUGUGUUUAGGCCUCCCAGGAAGGGCAUGCUGCUCUCUGUCUUCCUGGGGCAAGGGACGCAGAUUUUCAUAAUGACAUUUAUUACCUUAUUCCUUGCCUGCCUUGGAUUCCUUUCGCCAGCCAACAGGGGGGCCUUGAUGACCUGUGCCGUUGUGUUGUGGGUCUUGCUGGGGACCCCAGCAGGCUAUGUAUCUGCUCGGAUGUACAAAACAUUUAGAGGUGAAAAAUGGAAGACAAAUGUGUUGCUGACAGCUCUGUUGUGUCCAGGAAUUGUCUUUGCUGACUUCUUCAUAAUGAACCUUAUUCUUUGGGUGAAAGGAUCCUCAGCUGCUAUUCCCUUUGGCACGCUGGUUGCUAUCUUGGCCAUGUGGUUUGGAAUAUCUGUCCCAUUAACCUUUGUCGGUGCAUAUUUUGGAUUCAAGGAGAAGCCCAUUGAGCACCCGGUGCGUACAAACCAGAUUCCUCGUCAAAUCCCGGAGCAGUCCUUUUUCACCAAGCCUCUUCCGGGCAUCAUCAUGGGAGGCAUCCUCCCCUUUGGGUGUAUCUUUAUCCAGCUCUUCUUCAUUUUAAACAGCAUUUGGUCUCACCAAAUGUACUACAUGUUCGGCUUCUUGUUCUUAGUCUUUAUCAUCCUCCUGAUUACAUGCUCAGAAGCAACGGUCUUGCUGUGCUAUUUUCAUCUAUGUGCCGAGGAUUAUCAUUGGUGGUGGAGGUCAUUCUUAACUAGCAGCUUCACCGCCGUCUAUCUCUUCAUCUAUGCAGUCCAUUAUUUCUUCUCAAAACUUCAGAUCACAGGAACUGCCAGCACCAUUUUAUACUUCGGAUAUACAAUGAUCAUGGUCUUGAUUUUCUUCCUUUUUACUGGAACAAUUGGAUUUUUUGCGUGCUUCUGGUUCGUUAGUAAGAUUUACAGCGUUGUGAAAGUAGACUGAAGAUCUUCCACAUUUCUCUUGAACAUAUCCAGCAAGUCAAUGGAUAUAUAUUUUUUAACCAUGUACUGGGAUAAAAAUGACACCUUAAAAAUAGACAUGCAGAGUUGGUAUAUUGGCACCAAAAAGCAGAAUGGGACCCAAGGAAUACUGGACAAUCCUAGAGAAUUUGACUUUUAUCAUUUUUUAUAAAUGGCACAUCCCAAGUUGUUUAUUAUUAUUAUUAUUAUUAUUAUUAUUAUUAUUAUUAUUAUUAUUAUUUGCAGCUGAAAGAACGAAUCCAGUUUAACAACGUGUGUGUCGCACUUUGCUUCUCCCAAGCUGGGGUUUCUGGUGACUUUGCUACUUCUCUUUUUACACAGUUAUUUGAUUCUUUUGUUCACAGUAUAGGACCGUCAGGUGGAAUCCUAUGUAAAAAAUGUGACUUUUUAAAACUUAACUUUUAAGUACAACUGUACAUAAUAGUCUGCAUCUCCUUUGCAGGUUAGCUGGUCACCUUAUACAAAUGUACAAGCAUUUAGUGUCAAGUGCAAAUCUCUUGGCAGGAGUAGAAACACCACACUGUCUUCGUUUUGAAUAAAGCUGCACAGUUCCAACAGACUGGUGUGUGGCUGCUUCAUCAGUUCCCUUGAGUUAUUUAGUUUGCUGAAGUCUCAAAACCGUUUGUUUAUACAUAGCAACAUUGGAAACUUCAGCUAGUGCAAAAUUUGGCGUCCAGGUUGCUCACCAGGACAAGGCGGGUUGAGCAUAUAAUGUCAAUCCUGGCCCAACUGCAUUGGUUACCAGUUAGUUUCCAGGUCCAACUCAAAGUGCUGGUGCUCACCUAUAAACCCUUAAAUGGCCCAGGACCCCAAUAUCUCAAGGACCGCCUCUUCACAUGUAAAUUGACCCAGACCCCAAGAUUAUCAUCUGAGGCCCUUCUUUGUGUUUUUCCUCCAUGAGAGGUCAAGAGGGUGGCAGCAUGAGAACGGGCCUUCUGUGUUGGCCUCCCUGUUGUGGAAUACUCUCCGCAGGGAGGCUCACCGGAUGCCUUUCUAACAUUUUUAGGUGCCAGACAAGCAUUCUUCUUCAACCAGGCCUUUGGCUGUUAAUCAGCCUAUGGCCUUUUAAGUGGGUGGUGGUGUCCUUUUUAUUAUGUGUUCCAUGUUGUAAACCACCCUGUGGUCUCUUGAUGAAGGGUGGUAUAUAAAUUUAAUAAACAAAUAAUAAAUAACAACAUCUGAUGGGCCAUAGGUUCUCCACCCCUGGUUUCACACUUACCGUGUUUCUCCGAAAAUAAGCCAUACCCCGAAAAUAAGCCAUAGUGACAAGCCUGUACCAUACUUACAAAACUGUACCAUACUUAAUAAAAAAAUAAGACAUCCCCUUAAAAUAAGCCACCGUGGGUUUUUUUGAGGAAAAAUAUAAGAGAAACACUGUACCUAGAGAUACCAGCAAUCAAACCCCAGAACCUUUUACAUGCCAAGGUCUACAACCCUCUUCUCUGUUCCCCUCCUUUUGUUUUGACUUGUUAAAUAGGCUAGGAAGGUCCGCCCUUCUGCAAUGAUGGAGCCAGGGAUUUAUAGUUGACAUAAGCAUCUGUAGUAGUCGAUGUGAUUUAUUGUCUGUUUUCAACCGGAGGAAAAACACUUGGACGUCUGACUCGCUGCAUUGAAAACACAGAUUUAUUGCAACAGCAAAGCAGAGGGCGCCCCUGGGUUGUUCCAUAAAGAGCCAGAUUAAUCAGUAGUACACGUUGGCCAUAUUUUUGUGUUUUGCUUUACUUCCCCCUCCUGUGCUGUUCGUUGACAGGCAUCUUAAUAUAUUGAAAGGCCAUGGAGCCGUUGUCAAAAUGCCUUAGACUAUAUGGACCGGAGAUCGUAUAUAUUCCUCUCUCUCUCUCUCUCUCUCUCUCUCUUUUAACAUCUCCAGGGAAUUCUCCUUUUCAGGCACAGAAUAAUGGGCAAAUAACCAUGUACGGAAUCAAGGCUCCCAUUGAAAUUGCAACUUCUU